Molecule: messenger RNA, 1359 nt
Organism: Lottia gigantea (owl limpet)
Lineage: Eukaryota; Metazoa; Mollusca; Gastropoda; Lottiidae
Exons: 1
Coding region: 1-381 (126 amino acids)
Biological process (GO): chaperone-mediated protein complex assembly; protein folding
Cellular component (GO): cytoplasm; prefoldin complex
Molecular function (GO): protein-folding chaperone binding
Source: RefSeq, a predicted model, not a curated record
AUGUCGGAAGGUUUGCAGAAACGUUUGGAAACUGAAAUUGAAAAAUUUCAAUCCUGUCAGAAAGAUUUGCAGAAAUACAUCACAAGCCGGCAAAAAUUGGAGGCACAGUUGAGUGAAAACACUUUGGUGAAAACCGAACUGGAUCUCAUAAAAGAUGAUGGUACUGUCUUUAAAAUGAUUGGACCAGUUUUAGUGAAACAAGAACUUGAAGAAGCCAAACAAAAUGUCCAGAAGCGAAUAGAUUACAUCAAUGGUGAAAUAAAGCGACAUGAAGGACUGAUCAAAGAUGUAGAAAAGAAACAAGAAGCACAUAAAGAAUCUUUAUCUAAACUCCAACAUCAAUAUCAGCAAGCUCAGGUCAAGGCAGCAACCAAGGCAUAAUUUCUGGUUUUAAGCAUCCAUAUUGUACCUCUUCUUCAUUUUCAUGUGAUGAACACGUAAUCUGAAUUGUGGUCUCCAACUCUGGUCUCCAACUCUGUAAACAAGCAUUUGUUUCUAUUUCUAAGUGGAAGGAGAUUGUCACUAAAUAUUUAUUGCGAUUUCUACACAACUUUGAAAUAGGCACAAGUACCUGUUGGCCAAGAUAUGACACAACAUGAAACAAAGGAACUAAUAUAAUAUAAGUGACCUACUAGAUGGAGUGCUAGUUUUUGCUAUUGAUAGCUUACAAGAUAAAAUAAUUUAAUAGCUUUCAUUUUCAGUAAGCUGUGAUUGGCAAAAUAAUUGUUCUUUGGUAUCAUGUAUGUUGGGUUUGAGAUGAUUGGUAUUAUGUGUGUUAUUCAGAUAUCAAUCUUUUCUUUUAUGUAUAAAGAAGUCAUUAUUACUUAAGCCAGAGUGUGUGGUAUAAAUUGUAGACUAGCCUUCUUUAAAUAUAGAUUCAUCUAUUAGGUUGCAAGACUGUCAACAAGUCAGUCAGAAAUUGUGCCAAUUCAAUGUUGUAUAUUGUGUACAAGUCCUAUAUUUGACACUGAACUUUAUAUUGAAUUCUUCCACUUAUGCAUACUUUCUAAUCAUUCUAUAUGAAAUUAUAUUAUGAAUGAUUGGAAAAACUCAUUUGUAAAUUUUAGGUGUACUUUUGAUGCCUGUCAAAUUACCAUUCUUGCAUUGAGUCAUAGACAUCCAACAACUUUUAGGGGGACUCUUUGUAUGCUUUAUCAAAUCAUUACAACGUAUGUAUUUAAAUAUUUUAAUGCAAAAUUUAGAGCGUUUCGAUGCUUGUCAAAAUUUAUCCAGAUUUUGACUGUCAAUCUAUUGUGUGCCAUGAUAUAAUAUUUUUCAUUCUUAUCAUGUUACUUGCUUCUAAUAUUUUUCAUUUUGUUAAAGAUUGUUUGCUUUUCUAAAGAAAACAUGAAUUUCCAA